Molecule: messenger RNA, 735 nt
Organism: Impatiens glandulifera
Lineage: Eukaryota; Viridiplantae; Streptophyta; Magnoliopsida; Ericales; Balsaminaceae
Exons: 2
Coding region: 1-660 (219 amino acids)
Source: RefSeq, a predicted model, not a curated record
AUGGCUUCCAACUGGUCUGCUGAAAACGCCGCUCAAGCCUUCAUCAAAACCACCAAAAUGGGUAAGGGAAUGAAAGAGCCAGAUGUCUUGGAAUUUAUCUCCGCCCAAGCCGCCGGAAACAACGCAAGGCUCAUGGUUGCCGCCUGUUCCGGCGGUGAAGGCAUCUCCACCGUGGUGGCUUUAGGUGCUGCCGCCCACUUAACCGGAGGAAAAGUCGUGUGCAUUCUCAAGUCGACUAGAGAGCUCAUCCAUUAUCAAAGUGUACUACCCGAGUACCUUUGCGAUACUCAAGUCGAGUUCGCGAUUGGUGAAGCUGAAACCCUCAUCGUUAACGACUACAAAGAAUCGGAUUUUGUGGUCGUUGAUUGUAAUCUUUACGACCACGAGAAGAUUUCCGGGUUGGUUAAGGCGGUUAAGGAGAGAUCGAGAAUCAAUGGUGGUGGUGAUGCUAUUGUUUUGGGAUAUAAUGCCUUUAACAAGGGAUCAUGGGGAGGAUCCACGACACAAUUUUUGCCCAUUGGUGAAGGGUUGCUUUUGACGAGGAUAAGUGGUGGUAAGGAGAGGAGGAAGAGCGGAAAUUGGGUGGUGAAGGUGGAUAAAUGCACCGGUGAAGAACAUGUGUUUAGAGUUAGAUCGCGUGAUAGAACAAUUACUUGUUAACUCUUUAUAAGAGUUUUGAAUCAAGUUGUUAAUUGCUUCAUCUUUAAUGUAAUUGACAAUUUUUAGAAUACGGUA